This is a messenger RNA of Phoenix dactylifera (date palm), 3194 nucleotides long. RefSeq names its product Tetratricopeptide repeat (TPR)-like superfamily protein. NCBI's taxonomy places the organism in Eukaryota, Viridiplantae, Streptophyta, Magnoliopsida, Arecales, Arecaceae. The record is from RefSeq and is a predicted model, not a curated record. Gene Ontology annotation, molecular function: protein binding.
GCCCCCUCCGACCCCUCCAACCCUCCAAACCCCUCCCUAAACCCCCCCAAAUUCACCCAGCACCCGAGAUGGAUAAAACCCACCCCCAGAACCAAACAAGACCGUUCAUGGGAGGAGAACAGGCUAGUCGGCUUCGUCGACUACGACAAGGGCAGGCGCUGCGUCUCCACCGAGGUGAGUGGCGUCGGCAAGGACCGAAUCCCCGCCAGGUACCGCCUCCGCGUCGAGGGCAGCCGGUGGCAGAAGGAUUGGAAGGUCUCCGAGGUCGUCGACCGGGUGCUGAGGCUCGACCACUGGGAGGACAUCGAGGGCGUCCUCAAUUGCUGGGUCGGCCGGUUUGCCAGGAAGAACUUCCCACUUCUUAUCAGAGAAAUAACAAACACUGGAUCCCUUGACCAUGCUGUUCAUGUGUUUCACUGGAUGAAAAAUCAGAAGAACUAUUGUGCUCGGAAUGACAUAUACAACAUGAUGAUAAGGUUACAUGCGAGAUAUAAUCGAACAGAUCAAGCACGUGGCUUAUUCUUUGAGAUGCAAGAGUGGAGAUGCAAACCUGAUGUUGAAACUUACAAUGCUCUCAUCAACGCACAUGGGCGAGCUGGUCAGUGGCGGUGGGCUUUGAAUAUAAGGGAAGAUAUGCUUCGAGCUGCUAUACCUCCGAGCCGAACUACAUACAAUAAUUUAAUCAGUGCUUGUGGAUCUGGUGGUAACUGGAAAGAGGCUCUUGACAUUUGCAAGACAAUGACAGAAAAUGGUGUUGGACCUGAUUUGGUGACUCACAACAUUGUUUUAUCGGCUUUCAAGAAUGGGGCUCAAUAUUCCAAAGCUCUGGCUUAUUUUGAACUUAUGAAAAAUACAAAUAUAUGCCCCGACACUAUUACUCUUAAUAUUGUUAUACAUUGCCUUGUCAAACUUGGACAAUUUGGAAAAGCUGUGGAUAUGUUCAACACAAUGAGGGGAAAAAGAGCAGAAUGUCCCCCAGAUAUCAUAACAUUUACCAGUGUUAUUCAUGCAUAUUCUGUUUGUGGACAGAUUGAAAAUUGCAAGGCAGUAUUUGACAUGAUGCUUGCUGAAGGACUGAAACCUAAUAUUAUUUCUUAUAAUGCACUUCUUGGUGCUUAUGCUUCACAUGGAAUGCAUGUGGAGGCAUUAACUAUUUUUAAGUUAAUCAAGCGGAACGGACUCCGACCAGAUAUUGUAUCGUAUACCUCUUUACUCAACGCCUAUGGCAGAUCUGGACAGCCUGAGAAGGCCAGAGAGGUCUUUGACAUGAUGAAACGAAACUCAUGCAAGCCAAAUAGAGUGAGUUAUAAUGCAUUAAUUGAUGCUUAUGGAUCUGCGGGAAUGUUGGAGGAAGCUGUAGAAGUGCUGCGCGAGAUGGAAAGGAAUAGUAUUCAACCAGAUAAUGUCUCAAUAAGCACGCUCUUGGCAGCCUGUGGCCGAUGUGGUCAAAUUGUUAAGAUUGACUCUGUACUUUUUGCAGCGAAAUCCCGUGGCAUUAAAUUAAAUAUAGUUGCAUACAACUCGGCCAUUGGAAGCUAUAUGAGUGUUGGGGAAUAUGAUAAAGCUUUAACAUUAUACAAGUUGGUGAGAGAAAAUAAAAUAAAACCUGAUGCUGUUACCUUUAAUAUAUUAAUUAGUGGUUUAUGUAAGGUAGGAAGACACGCAGAAUCUCAGAAAUUUGUCGAUGAGAUGAUGGACAUGCAGAUUCCUAUAUCCAAGGAGGUAUACUCAUCUUUGAUCUGCAUGUACAGCAAACAGGGUCAACUAACAAAAGCAGAAUCUACUUUCAAUAUGAUGAAGGAGACAGGCUGCUUCCCUGAUGUUAUAACGUACACUUCCAUGAUACAUGCCUACAGUAUAGCAGAGAACUGGAAGAAAGCAUUGGAGAUUUUUGAGGACAUGGAAAAAAAUGAUAUCCGGCCAGAUCCUAUUGCAUGUUCGGCCCUUAUGGAAGUUCUAAAUAGAGGAUGCCAACAUACCAAGGUUCUUCAGAUGGCAGAGUUGAUGAGACUGAAGCAUAUUCCUCUAAACUCAAGUGCCUCUUUUGAGAUUAUUUCUGCUUGCAGCAUGCUAAGAGACUGGAAAAAAGCAAGCGAAAUAGUUGAAAAUAUGGAGCCCUCCUCAUUCUCAUCACUUUCACUUGGGAUUUUAAAUCAGCUUCUUUGUUUUCUUGGAAGGAGUGGGAAGAUUGAGACCAUGAUGAAGCUUUUUUAUGAGAUAGUGGCCUCAGGUUCAAAUGUCAGCUCUGCAACAUACUCGAUUCUUUUGAAGAAUCUUUUGGCUGCUGGGAAAUGGCGGAAAUAUAUUGAGGUGUUGCAAUGGAUGGAGGAUGCAGGAAUUCAACCAUCGCUCUAUAUGUACAACAAUGUUCUCCCAUAUGCAUGGAAGGACAACAGCAUGGAGCAUGCUGUUCUGAUCCAAGAAAGAAUAAGCUCUUUGAGAGAAAAAGUUCUUUGAGCAUUGAAGGUUAAGUAUGCUAGAGAUUUCACAAUGAUGAGCUAGCCAGUGGAUGGGGCUGCUGGAGGCGACUGUAUCUCAGGUUCAUAGGAACAACUACCUAAAGAAAUGCAGUACAUUUAGCAUGCGGAAAGCACAAAUGAGUUAACUGGUGUGUGGGCUUGUUUGGCAAGGAAAUUCAAGAGCUUAAGGUCAUAUUCUGCCAGCACCUCAGCUAAACAGAGAUUUGAGGAGUUACAGAUCCUCUUCAUCCUUUUCAAGCUUGUCGACUGUUGCUAGAAAAUUCGUGUGUCCAGGUAUCAUCACCAGCCUUUCAUAAGAAAGGCUGUUAAUUAAUACAGUUGCAGUAUCGUUUAUGAAAUUAUGCUGCUUUUUCUCUUGGCUAGGUUUUCUGUUGUGGCAUUAACAGGGAAGUGGGGCCAAAUGCUCCAUCAUCUGUAGAGCCCGGUUGUUUCCAUGUUUAUUUCUUUUGCUUUUAACAGGCUCUUAUUAUGAAAUUAGCAGAUGAAGUGGGGCUGAAUACUCUGUAUCAUCUGCAAAGCUGGAAAUUAACUAGUUUAGAUAGGUUGUUUCACUGGAGAAAGUUAAGAAAAGGUUGUAGAACAGUUAAGAGACCAGCAAUCUCUUUGUUCUCAACCAUGUUGUAAUGAGGUCUGGAAUGAAGAUGAGUGAGAAUGUUAACUAUGCUAUCUAAUUUGAAGUCUGGAAUAAGAUCGGCUCUCUAGCAUAUUGCAUAA